Molecule: messenger RNA, 2452 nt
Organism: Hermetia illucens (black soldier fly)
Lineage: Eukaryota; Metazoa; Arthropoda; Insecta; Diptera; Stratiomyidae
Gene: Cp110
Product: serine/arginine repetitive matrix protein 1
Exons: 5
Coding region: 219-2240 (673 amino acids)
Biological process (GO): centrosome duplication; centriole replication; regulation of cytokinesis
Cellular component (GO): centriole
Molecular function (GO): protein binding
Source: RefSeq, a predicted model, not a curated record
GAAUUCACUAAGUAACCAUGGAAACCUAAGCGAAAUCAAACGAACUUCAAUUUUCAAUCAUAUUUUCUUGUUUUGUUUCUAUUCCUGUUUUUACAAUUUCAAAUAACCGUGUAAAUCGGGCCCCUUCCCCAGAUAUUUUAAAAAUCUUGUCCGACAGUACCUUUUAAUCGAUUCUCGCCUCGAUCAAUCAGUGCGCAGCCAGUAAUUGUGUCCACGUAAUGGAAGGAGAUAAAUACGUUUCGAUGUUCAAAAUUAACGGCGUUCCAAUUUUACCGCCGCUGAUGACAGCCGCCCGCCGUCGGGAAAUGCUAGCCUAUAAGGAGUUGGCCGUUGCUUUGGAGACACGUCUCAAAUUGGAAGCUAAGGAGCGCGCCAGCGUUCAACCACAAGAUUUGGACAGGAUUUCAACGAUGGAGGACGAAUACAUGAAGGUGUCGAGCAUGCUUCAAGACCACUUUAGUCCGGCCAAGUUGCCACCGUGCUCGGUCACCCGGAAAAAGAGUUCCAACGAGAUCCUGAAGAAGUCCGACACCUUCAUCUACGACAUAAACACGAACACAGUAAUGAUAUCGGGGGACAAGGAGAUUUCUAUUGCAAGCGCUAAAAAGGCCGAGAACGGCAGGUCACCUUGCAAUACAAAGUUUAGCAACAUUUGCAAAGAUGACCCUGCGCUUGCAGCCAAGAGAAUUGUAGCUAAAUCGCCUCUAAGUGCGAAGAGAGUGCAUAAAAUUACCAAGCAUGUUGCUCCUUCUAUCUCUAUCAAGCCGCCCACCGCAGAAUCAAAGAGCUGCAAGGUAGAAAUAGCAAAAUGUGCCACUCCACCGCAAAGCAAAAACCAACGAGCUUCGACAAGUCCUUCCCUCAAGCAGUCCGCUGUAGCGCCCCAACUCGUCCGUUCGAACUCCUUCACGUUGGAAAGUCCAAGUCCGGUGCUUCUCGAACAUAUGGUUCGGAAUCGGGCACAAAACUCUGAAAACCUCGGGGACUCUCCUUCUGAUCCUCCAAGGUCAACUCCUCAGCAAAAUCCACAGCUUUUCAGAGCAAAACCUGCUGAGAGCUUUGUUGUAAGGGUUACGUCUCCUAAACGACAAACACCUGUAAUGCGUCCGAAAAUGCAAAGCGUGAAUGCACCGGUCGUUACUGUGCCGACUGCGACUUCCGAGCCCGCGAAGUUGAGCGCGCUACUGAUUACCAACUCAGCAAUGUUCAAAAAUAAGAAAAGCCCAUACGACAUGAAAAUCUGCGGAAAACCAAAGGCUGUAAAGAAACACAAAACUCCGAACAAAAAGAUUUCAGCAGUUACCUUGAAACCGCGCGUUUCAGUGUCACACCAUCACCGUUCCAAGCAAUUAAUUACGUCGGACAGUCCCAGGAAGAAUGUGUGGAGGCAAAGACCCUCGCCUACGUCUUCUCCACCUACUCAAAAAACGAACCGUGAUUUCGUUCAGGACAAGAUCUUAGAAAUCGAGGAGCAGCAGCGCAUCAGGCUUAUCGAACUGAUGAAGCGACAACAGGAGGAACAGCGAAUCCUGCAGGAGCAAUUUGAGCGGCAGCAAAAGCAACUCCUGGAGGAAUUCAACGCAGGUUUGAUGUCGCUGAAGGCGCUUUCAGCUUCCAAUACCGACGACGAAUCAAUUGGAACAUCACGAAUGCCCCCGGAUCUCCCGAGCGACAGUAACAACAAUAGCAACAGCCCGGCAAAAACUCAACGCUCCCCUUACGGAGACUCACAGUGCUAUGAUAUGACCACCACAUUGGCUUCGCCGGUUAGCAAUUCCAAGGGUGCGUCUCGAUGUAGUCGACGACUAUUCACAGGAUGUUCUCCUCCUCCAGCUACACCUCGGCAAAAAGGAGUAGCUGCGUUGAAGUCAGCCAGAGUAGCGACUCAAAUACCGUCGCCAUCGAAGCGCAGAACAGAAGCUGCAACAAUCAUAAACGCAUACGUCCGGGGCUACCUGACACGUCGUUUAUUCCGUACCGAACACGUCCAAAACAUUGUUCAAACCAUACGAGACACUCUACUAUUCGUCUUGGACUUCCAUCGCGAAACUGAACAUGAUCUAUCAGAGGAAAACAUCUUAUUCAAAGCAAGAUUGCUACAACAGUUAACAUCAGCUUGCCAUUCACUUCAAUCUGUAUUCCAAUUACCAACUGGUGAAAAGAUGGAAAUAAUUGCUCGGGAUCGAGCCUACCUCCGGGCAAAGGCCAAAACUCAAAAUAAGUUUAAGACGAAUGGAUGAUCUCCGGAUGGCCAUGGCAUCGAUGUGGCUCAGGUUUUUGAAAUUUGUGACAAAAUGGAAGGAAUUAGAGUUAACGUUAUUCGUAUGUGCCUUUGAAAGUUGUGAAAUCGUGAAAUCAGAUGAAAUAUGAUUAAAAUCCUAAACAUUUAAGAAACAAAGAUUUUAUUGGGACCAAAAACUAUUGACAAUAAAGAUUUUUAUAUGAACCUGAA